AUGUCAAACGACUUUGCGACCGAAGAAUAUCUUGCAUAUCUAGAAUUUCUGAAGAUUAUAACUCAGCUCAGUGCAAAUUAUCGAGAAUAUCUGGUGUUUCUAAAUCGGCUAAGGCGACAUAAUCAAGAACCCCCCAUUUCCUAUGAUCUAUUGUUGGGAUUUCUGUUCAAACAUAUUCCAGCAAACAACAUUACUCUUGAAACAUUUCGGGAAAUUCUAACUUAUCAAAUCCAAUGUAAUCAGGCACCACCCAGUCAAUUUGGAGGAAUUUCACAGCCAAGCCAAAAUCAUCUAGAAUUAUCCAAUUCUUUAGGAGAAAUUCCGCAACAAGGCCAAUAUUAUCCAGCAUUACUCAGUUCUUUAGAAUACCCGCAGCAAUACCAGGAAUCAACCUUCUACUCUCAAGGAAUUAGUGAAGGUCGACCGAACGAGCCUGAUGUGGAGUCUUUGGUUUCCAGCCAAAUACACAAUACAGCAGCUCUUGUGAACCAUAAUGAUCAACCUUUUACCUUUGAAAAUGAAAAUAAUCAUCAAGCAUUUGACUCUCAAAAUGAAAAAUGUAAAUGGGAGGAUGAACCCACUAAAGUAUUGCUUUUUUAUUUGACUGAAAAAAAAGAAGAUGUAAUGCUAGAUGGUCGAAGUCAUCUAGAUCAUAAAGAUAGACUAUGGAAUGGUGCCGUCAUUGCUUUAUCAAAUAAAGGUUACACUUAUACCGCUAUCCAAUGUGUGAGAAAAUGGAAAAAUAUGAAACAGAAUUAUAAAUUAAGAUUUCAAAUUCCAAUGGAUUUAUUUAAUACAUCAUCUAAUAUGACUGUAUAUAGUAAACGAAAGCUGGAACAUGAAUUGGUAAAUGGGCCAAAUAAAGCCAGAAAGUUGGAAAAUCGAUAA
This is a messenger RNA of Funneliformis mosseae, 888 nucleotides long. NCBI's taxonomy places the organism in Eukaryota, Fungi, Glomeromycota, Glomeromycetes, Glomerales, Glomeraceae. The record is from the annotation of a GenBank genome assembly.